Messenger RNA from Bactrocera oleae (olive fruit fly), 1447 nucleotides. The record is from RefSeq and is a predicted model, not a curated record. NCBI's taxonomy places the organism in Eukaryota, Metazoa, Arthropoda, Insecta, Diptera, Tephritidae.
GUUAGUUUUUUCUAUGCGUUUAAAUUUGGAUUAGCGACAACUUCUAGCUAAAAACUUUCUAAACCUGACAGUUUUAAAAUUAAUUUGCAAUGAAGCAAGUCACGCCAAUUGUUCACGUUACACAAUAAUAACGGAUUUUUCAUGCACAUGUUAGAUUAAUGAGUGUGUAAAGUUUUGAAGUUCACAGAAUAUUUAGAUAACAAAAAGAGCACAAAAUGCAUGCAAAAUCGAAAUUGCCGAUUUUUAAUAAACGCUAUCGCAGGCAAAUUCUCGCCACCCUAACAGAGCAUUUUAUGACCUUUGCUCAUGCGGCAGGUCUAGGUUGGCUCUCACCUACAUUGAAUAUUCUCCAAUCUCCUGCUUCGCCUCUGGAUUUUUCAAUCACUACUGAGGACGCUUCCUGGAUUGGUUCUACUUUUGGGUUGGGUUUCAUAGCAGGAAAUGUGUUCUUUGGGCUCACACUGGAUCGAUUCGGUCGCAAGCUGAACAUAUAUAUUUUGGCGUUCCCGCAUAUGAUUUUUUGGAUACUCAAUUACCUGGCGCAAAGUGUCGAAUAUUUGUAUGUGGGUCGUUUUUGCGCUUUUAAUAGAGCUACGCUUUUCAAUUUCUUCACCGCCGCCAUUUUGUGCUUACUCAAUCAGCUGUCUGGCAGUUUUGCCAUUAUCAAUUACAUGGCGAAUGUAUUUGCCGCAUCCGGUUCAACCAUCGACCCAAAUAUUAGCGCCAUCGUGAUGGGAUUCGUACAAAUACUGGGCUCGCUAUCGGCCAUGAUGUUGGUCGAACGUUUCGGACGUCGACCUUUGCUUUUGUCAUCGGCUGUCGGCAUGAUGGCUGGUAUGUAUGGUUUUGGUGCAUUCGUGCAAUUUACCGACGACGAAACGAAAGCCGCCUAUAACUGGGUGCCAAUCGUGUUCAUGACGCUAGUGGUAUUUACGGCUUCUUACGGAGUUUUUGGUAUAUUCUUCACUAUUGUCGUAGAGAUGCAUCCGGCGAAGAUCCGGGUGCAGGCUUUAUCGAUUUGUAUGCUAUUUAACAGCGUAUUGGUGUUUAUAACAUUGAAGCUGUAUCCAUUUUUCUUAUUUAAUUUGGGUAUUACCGUUACAAUGUAUUCAUGUGCAAGUGUUUGUGUGGCUGCUGGUACUUAUCUGUAUAUUUUUCUGCCGGACGGCAAAUCAAUGGAGAAGGAUUAGAAACUUUGAUUGUGUGAUUAGCUAAUUUAUAGUUGUACAACUUUUUAACUGUUAUUUACGUUUAUGUUAAUGUUUCUUAAAUUUAAAUUAAGAAUUCAAUUUUUCUUUUUGUAAAUUGUAUAUUUCGGAAAUUUGACAUACCAGCAUAUUGAAAAAAAACCCGUUGGGAAGCAUCUAAAAUUUGAAGAGAAAAAACGAAGAAAUUUGGUGAGUUUUGUUUAAAUUAAAGUUUUCAAAAUGUAAAAAACCAUCCAAUA